UAUCACCAACCUGCAGAGUGCGUCGUCGGAGACUCCAAACUGGCUCGCGUGUUAUUGUUGCGCUGUUGUUCUUCCUUAUCUCUCCGUAGCCGGACAUACUGUUUGUUUUACUACACAUCUGAUUUAUUAGCUGUUUAGUUUUACUCCGCCUCUUGGACACAUGGAUUGCUCUGAAGAGGUCCAGUCGCUCUCCGAUGAGGCCAGCACUCCGAUGGAGUUGAAGAAAGGAAUGUCCAUAUUCUUGGAUAUACUGCGCAGAGCGGAUAAAAAUGAUGAUGGGAAGUUGUCGUUUGAGGAGUUCAAGGCGUAUUUCUCUGAUGGCGUUCUGUCUGGGGAGGAGCUGAGGGAGCUCUUCCAUACCAUCGACACACACAACACUGACAACGUGGACACAGAUGAGCUGUGUGAGUACUUCUCGCAGCAUCUGGGGGAGUAUGAGAACGUGCUCGCUGCCCUGGAGGACCUGAACAGCACUGUGCUCAGAGCCAUGGACAAGACCAAGAAGGAGUACCAAGAGUCCACUCACUUGGAGCAGUUUGUGACUCGUUUCCUGCUGAAGGAGACGACCAGCCAGCUGCAGUCCCUCCAGAGCUCCAUAGAGUGCGCUAUGGAGACAACCGCUGAGCAGACGCGCCAGGAGAGACAGGGGCCUGUUAAGCCUGAGGGUUUGUCGAUCCAGUGGUCUAGCCGGCGGUCCAAUCGAAGACUUCAAAGGAACAGCAGCCUGUCCCCCAACAACCCUCUGCUCAGCAUCGUCAACUCAGGUCUCUUUGAGGAGGACAGCCAAUGGAUGACCCAGAUCAACCGACUGCAGAAACUUAUCGACCGCCUGGAGAAAAAGGAGCUGCGUCUGGAACCUAUGGAGGAGGAGGUGAUGGGGGGUACCACCAAAUCACAUAUCCUGAUUGUUCAGAGGCAGCUCUCCGUGAUGGAGGAUGAACGUGAUGAGUUCCGUUUGGCACUCCGGCAGUACAUCGACUGCGCCAGCGCUCAGACCGGAUGCCUCCAUGUGUCUGUCCAGAGGCUCGCUAACGAGUCUCGCUUUAUCCUCUACGAGUUCUGGGAACACAGCAACGUGUGGAAGAAUCACCUCCAGACCAACUAUAGUAAGACGUUCCAGAGGGGGAACGUGGACUUCCUGGAGACGCCAGAGGUCAUGACCACCAUGCUGGUGCCAGCUUCAUGGUGGGUUCUGAACAACAACUAGCAGCAGCAGCAGUCUUCCUCUCCAGCGCUGUUGACCAAUCAGGAGGCUGGAUGGUGUAGAGGGGGCCUGAACCCACACGUGUGUCAGCGUUUCAGUGUGACGUCGUCAUGGUGAUAUAUCUUGGACUUACUCGACCCCCGAGCCUGUGUCAUCCUGAGUAGAAGUAGUGUGUUAUCUCGUAGAUGAUGUGUCCGUCUUCAGUGACACACACACACACACACACACACACACACAC
Molecule: messenger RNA, 1442 nt
Organism: Alosa alosa (allis shad)
Lineage: Eukaryota; Metazoa; Chordata; Actinopteri; Clupeiformes; Clupeidae
Gene: necab1
Product: N-terminal EF-hand calcium binding protein 1
Exons: 13
Coding region: 161-1207 (348 amino acids)
Biological process (GO): regulation of amyloid precursor protein biosynthetic process
Cellular component (GO): cytoplasm
Molecular function (GO): calcium ion binding
Source: RefSeq, a predicted model, not a curated record